GUGCGGGUUGCGUAUGCGCGCUAAAAUAGCAUUCCGCGCGCGAACGUUAUAGGAUGUGCGCUUUCGAAUCUACGAAUUUUUAAAAACGUACGGGAUUUCAAAAAUAGACGACCUUCGAUUAUUGUUAUAAUAAUGUUAACACUGUUUUAUUAGUGCAUUUAAUAGUUACAAUUGUGUGUGAAGUGUGGAUUUUUCAUUUAUUUCAGACAGCGCGCUAUAAAAUUAUAACAAUAAACAAUGGCUACUAAAUCGUACAGCAAACACAAGGAAUACAAGGAAUAUUCGAGCACAGGCACCGUGCCAUACACCGACGAACAAUUCGAUAUGAUAAAAUCCGACCUUUUACCAAAAGGAAGCAAGCUGGACUCCCUGGGGAGAUCCGUGGGAGGGAAACGGGAGUACCACUACGAAUAUAAGGAGGAGAAGCUGCCAGGGGGAGGAAAGUAUGAUAGGAAGGACUUCCAUGCCGUUGAAGAAUUCACAAUACCAAAAAACAAGCCAAAAACGGCAGAAACCAGCUAUUACUACGAGCGGGAGGAACGCGAACUGCCCGCGGUCGGCACUAGGACAUAUAACUAUGAAACUACUGGAUCUAGUCCUGGUUACUCGAAAGUAAAAAGUUCCAAGGUGACGAAAGAAAUGACCCAAAAUGUUGAUGAGCUGGAUUCACUUCUGGAUGAUUUGCAGAAGGACCAAGAACGACAGUUGUAUAAGAGCGGUUACGCAUCAGACACUGCUGAGAGUACAUCGUUCGAUUACCGGCGAGGUACUCCAGCAAAAGCGCCAUCUAGCGGUUACUCCACGCUAAAAAGAGAAGAGCGCUUAGAGAGCUCCUGGAACUCCCCCCCUCCCCCCACCGUCACACGUGCCGCGGAGAUCCGGCAAGAGAUGUAUAGAGAGGAGAAGACAGAAUCCCGCGUGGUACCAUCCCAGAUAUCGCCAGCGGUCCCACAGGUGGUCCCACCCGCUGUGUGCCAUAACUGCCACCACACAUCAACUACUGGCACUCUUCCACGCGCCAGCACACCGAUGAACAAAGUGACCACUACGGUGAAGACUUACACAUAUGAAGUGCCUGCAGACCAGGACCCCACCACCGUGCCGAUACCGGUCGAUCACCAGCACAUCACCGAGGAGAUAAACACAUCAUCGCACACAACGGGAACGCUAUCAAAGCCGCAGCCAGUUGGAGGCUGCCAAUAUUGUACACACUGCAACACCACGCUCAGAGAGUAUAGGACACAUACUUCAGACCACUCAAGCGAGCGCACCUUCGUACCGGCUGAACCGAAAUUGCUGCACCCUGAGCCGCUCAAUGGACACGGCCCACAUGGUCCAACAAGCUACAAGUACUCAGAGACGAGCUACUCCAGCGCCAACUCCCGCUUCCCCCCCUCCCCGGCACCCCCCCGCUCCCUCUCCCCCUCCCCCCACCCUGGCAGCACCCCCUCCCCCUUCCCCCGACCGACCACCCCCUCGACAACGCAGCAACCCCCCAAGAGAUUAGAUGAUCUGAUGGCUGAUUUUCCGGAGGCGCGCUUCCCCACCCAACCGGACGGCAUAACGCAACGCAAAGUGGAAAUAUCCCGGGAAACCCAUGAAUCCCGAGACACCCGGGACUCCCGGGACACGCGGGACAAGCGUGAAGCCCCGGGGGCGAAGUCCCCGCCGAUUGGCAGCAGCCGCAAUGUCGCUGGGCCUGCUGUGUACUACCCUCCGGGGCAUACCCCCUUCGCUAAGGAGUCGGGGUAUCAGGCUAGCGCGAUGCAAGCCGGGGGCGGGAGCUAUGCGUCCGGUCGCGCGAUGUACGAAUACGAAUCCGGAGCCCGUUCUAAGGAAAAGCACAGUGAGAGGAAAACUGCAGUCCCCGUGUGCUUGCCACUUUGCUGUGCUAUGCCUUGCGUUAUUUUGUAGAAGAAACGUGUCUAGUGUCGUCAUGGAGUGACGUCAUAGGGUGUGUGGUGACGUCAUCGUGUGACGGACUAACUAAUGAUAAUAAAAUGAUGUUAAAGAAGUGUAUGUUGUUACACUAAUGAUAAAUGUUAGUAAUGAUUGAGAUAUUGAUUUUGGUUGCGAAUUUUCCAAGAAUUUGCAUUAAAAAAUUAAAUUCAAAUCUUGAUAAAUAUACCUAUACAAUAUACCUACAUCCUCAUUUAAAAUAUCCUCAAAAUAUCAUCAAUCGUCUAAAUUCAAAAAUAUUAUUAUCAGUCGCGUUGCUGUCUCAUUAGUGUAACAUUAAUUUAUAAAAUAUAAUUUGGUGGAAUCACGUUUCUGAAAUCAACGAAGGUUGUAAAAUGUUUUUAAAAAAGAAAUUAAUGUAAUUUUUUGUAUUCGUAUGAAAUCAGACAAUUUUACAAUGUAUUCUUAUAAAACAAUUGAUAGAUCUUUGUAUUUCUGUUUUAUAGGUAUGAAAAAUAUAUUUACAAAUUCUUAUAAAUGUGAAUCCUCACAUCACUUUUAAAGUACAUACUUAAUAUUUUGUUCAAUCAAGGUUUUGUAAAAAAAAAAACAAAUUAAUAUUGUAUAACUUUUAAAAUAUAUUAUUGUAAUGUAAGUAACAACGGGAUUUGAUCCCAAAAUAACUAUAAUUAACGUAUGACAAUUUGUAUGUUUAUUGGAAUAAUAAUAAAGAAUCUCAAUGUAAAUUAUAAUACAGCGCCAUCUAGCGGGCGUGUCUAUUUAUUUUAUGAAAAAAAAAAUAAUUUUAUUAAAAAGAUAUUUGCAUUAAACUAACCGUGCCAUUAUUGUUAAGUUAUUGUGAACGUCUUGUCUCUGUGUAAAGAUAUUUUUAUUAUUAAUAAACUCUAAUUAACUAGAAA
Colias croceus (clouded yellow) is the source of this 2819-nucleotide messenger RNA. Its product is annotated as proteoglycan 4. The record is from RefSeq and is a predicted model, not a curated record. The transcript has 14 exons. The coding region runs from base 238 to 1914 and encodes 558 amino acids. NCBI's taxonomy places the organism in Eukaryota, Metazoa, Arthropoda, Insecta, Lepidoptera, Pieridae.